Messenger RNA from Maniola jurtina (meadow brown), 824 nucleotides. RefSeq lists its product as uncharacterized. The record is from RefSeq and is a predicted model, not a curated record. The transcript is spliced from 2 exons. The coding region runs from base 77 to 568 and encodes 163 amino acids. Lineage: Eukaryota; Metazoa; Arthropoda; Insecta; Lepidoptera; Nymphalidae.
AUCUUGGACAGGGUGAUGCAUAUUCAGCCAAAAGGAGGGGACGCGCGCGCAAAGCAUUGGUAGAGUGGCCGUCACAAUGGAAGCACCGAGCGCGUAUUUACUAUUCCUCGUAUUCGCAACCCUAUGCGCUGGUUCCGCAUAUUCAGACAACGACCAGGAUACGUCAAGUGUGCGGAAAAUCGAACUUUAUAAUGGUGUAUACGUGAACAUUCCUGAACAUAACAAUGGAUCCAGAAAACUGUUGUCGUUUGAAAUUGAUACGAGUACAAGUGGAGAGAAUGGGGAGACAGGUCGAGGUAAACAAAAGAAGCUAAUGAAGAAAAUUUUGCCCAUGUUCAUCUUGCCUUUCGUCUUCCAGUCUACGCUCGUGCCUCUGUUCCUCGGAGUACUGAAGUUCAUGCUCUUCAAAUCAUUGAUGAUCGGAAAGUUGGCGUUAGUUCUAAUAAUAAUUAACGCCUUUAAAAAUAGCAAUUCCUUUAAAGGCAGACACGAUGCUGAUAUAGCAAAUUUGCAUUACGGAUAUCAUGGAAACGGAAUGGAGGAAUAUGCAUCGUAUUUUAAUUCGUAAAUACUUCAAGGACUUUAGUCAAUCUUUAAAAUUUUAGGUAGGUAACCAAAGAUUUGCUUAAUAUAUGCAAUAAAUAUAACGCGAAGGGUAAACUUUGUGACGGUGAAAAUUAUGUACUUUUGUAAAUCUGCAAGGUAGAUUGAUUUAUCACUACUAUAAGAUAAUAUUUUAUACAUUACUUAAACGGAAUCUAUCAAGUUAAACUUGUGUGGACUAACUUUUGACAAUUUAUUAAAUACCAGCUGGAGUAAGUAUU